Salvelinus sp. IW2-2015 is the source of this 4497-nucleotide messenger RNA. It is a transcript of the gene arhgap39, whose product is annotated as Rho GTPase activating protein 39. The record is from RefSeq and is a predicted model, not a curated record. NCBI's taxonomy places the organism in Eukaryota, Metazoa, Chordata, Actinopteri, Salmoniformes, Salmonidae. Gene Ontology annotation, cellular component: cytoskeleton; cytoplasm. Gene Ontology annotation, molecular function: GTPase activator activity; protein binding. Gene Ontology annotation, biological process: signal transduction.
AAGAAGCCGAGAUGCAAGCAAUUCGUUCUAGGAGAGAGUGCGUGCAUGAUAUUCCAUCCAAGAGAGUGUGACCAGUUCGCUGACUGCGGCGACAGCGAUUUCGGCAACAUGGGUAACGUUGUGGGGAUUAUUACUAACGGAUAUUAAUUGGGAGCGACCGGAAAAAUGGCAGAGAGGUUGGAGUGGGUUGAGAUCAUCGAGCCGCGCACGCGGGAGCGCAUGUACGCCAACCUCCUCACCGGAGAGUGUGUGUGGGACCCCCCUCAGGGGGUGCGUAUCAAGAGGACAGGGGACAACCAGUGGUGGGAGCUGUUCGACCCCAACACCUCCCGCUUCUACUACUACAACGCUUCCACGCAACGCACCGUCUGGCACCGCCCGCAGGCCUGUGACAUCAUCCCCCUCGCCAAGCUACAGACGUUGAAGCAGCACACGGACGUGCCCUGCCCGGGAGGGACGGGGGGGGACAAAGGAGGGAGGACGUCAGCGGAUAACAGCCCAGGGAGGAGCAGUGCCGUCAGUAGAGAGGGGAGCACCUCGUCUUCCCUGGACCAGGAACUGACCACAUCGGAGAAACAGGGGAAUAGAGAGGAGGCAGAGAGGACCUCUCCGUUCAGGUGGAACACAGGUACUAAGGAGAGGAUGCUGAUCAAGGUGACAGACAGAGAACCCAGCUUCCUCUCUCACCAGGGGAAUGGUUACUCCCCCUGCGACCCCCCCACCCUCACCCCAGUCCCUGCACCCGGCACUGGCACAGCCUCCCGUACCCGCCGAUCCUCUGGAGGUUCCGCCCCCCCUGACGGCGCCCCUGACGGCUCUCCCAUCCUCUAUGUUGACCGCCACCAGUCGCCCUUCCUAAAACGGACGGAGCUCGGGGGCGGAGGAACAGGGACCCACCGGCGCUCGUCAGCUGACUCACAGCCCUCUUCCCCCCGCUAUGCCUAUGAAUCCCCCCUCUACGAGGAGCCCCCCUCGGAGUACCAGCCCCCGCCCAUCUACGAGGAACCUCCCACAGAUGGGAUGCGCCACCUGGGCUCUGACUCCUCCUCAUUGCUGUACGGCACAGGGAAGUCCCCCACCCGGGGAAAUCCCUCCUCGGGGACGCCCCUCUACCACUCGCCCAAACAGAGCCACUCCCCCUAUGGUCAGCUGGUGUUGACCAGACAGAAGUGUCCAGAGAAGACACAGAGUCUGGAGUACAGCCCUGCAGGGAAGGAGUACGUCAAACAGCUGGUCUAUGUGGAACAGUCCUCCUCCAGUCCGCGUUUUAAGACGUCCGACCGGCUCCUUCGCUACGGGACCUCCACGGCUACACCCUCCUCCACGGGGGGCUAUGGGGGCUCCUACGGGGGAUCCUACACCCUCCAACACAGCCAGAGUCUGAUCCGGGACCCCCGGCUGCUGCUGGAUUACGGGGGCGGGGAGGGGGGCGAAGGAGGGGGCCAGAGGCUGCUCUACGAGGACUCUAUGUCCUGGAGCUCCAGUCAGCACCACUCCCUCUCCCUCUCUGGGUCUACAGGAGGAGGGGGCUUCUCGCCCGGUGGCAACCGCAAACGCAAGACCCGGAAGCCCUCCCUGCCUCAGGAGCUGGGAAGUUGUGGAGGAGGGGGUGGUGGGGUGGACCGGGAGGAAGGGCCAAUGUCGGGGACCCUGUCGGAGGCGGUGAUGAACCAGGCCAGGCUGGCGUGGGAGGCCCAGCAGGUGAUGAAGCAGAGGAGCAGUUGGGACUCUGCCCCGGGGGGAGGGGGAUCGGCUGGGGGCUGUGCCCAGGGAGGUGUGUCUAAAGACGGGUACGAGAGCGACGGUGCUGUGCCCCUCCCCCUGCCAGGCCCGGUGGUGAGGGCGUUUAGUGAGGACGAGGCGUUGGCACAGAGCGACGGGCACCACGGGCAUUACCACUGGAAACGCAGCACCUUCGACAGACUGGGCUUCCCUCGGGCACUACUGGAGAAGAGCCUGUCUGUACAGACCAACCUGGCCUCGCCUGAGCCCUUCUUACACCCCUCACAGUCGGAGGAUCUUGGAGCCUGUGCUCAGUUCGAGGCAAGUCGUAAUGCUCGGAACAUGAUGCCCAGCGCAAGCUGUGGAGUUUUUCCAGAAUUCACCCUGCGGAAGCCGUCCUCAGAGACCGACAUCGAGAACUGGGCCUCCAAACACUUCAACAAACACACACAGGGUCUGUUCCGGCGUAAGGUGUCCAUAGCCAACAUGCUGGCAUGGAGCAGUGAGCCAAUCAGGAAGCCCAUGAUCGUGACGUCAGAUCGUGCGGUGAAGAGGGAGGCGGUGGAGAUCUUUAAACUAAUCCAGACCUACAUGGGAGACCGCCGAGCCAAGACUGACCCACUCACUGUCGCCCUGGAGACUGGCCCACUGAACAUCGCCCUGGAGGUGGCAGUGCGUGGUUGGAGCAGUCAGGGUCUUCGUGAUGAGCUCUACAUCCAGCUCUGUCGUCAGACCACAGAGAACUUCCGCUACGAUAGUCUGGAGAGGGGCUGGGAGCUCAUGGCUGUGUGUCUGGCCUUCUUCCCCCCAACUCCACGCUUCCACUCCUACUUGGAGGGAUACAUCUACAGACACAUGGACCCCCUCAACGAUACUAAAGGAGUGGCGAUAAGCUGCUAUGCCAAAUACUGUUACCGUAAACUGCAGAAGGCAGCUCUGACCGGAGCUAAGAAGGGGUUGCAGAAGCCGUGUCUGGAGGAGAUCAAACACGCCAGGAACGCCAUAUUCAGCCCCUCCAUGUUUGGCUCCUCCCUGGAGGAUGUGAUGUCACUGCAGAAGGAGCGUUACCCCGACAGCCAGCUGCCCUGGGUCCAGACACGCCUCUCAGAGGAGGUUCUGGGGCUCAACGGAGACCAGACAGAGGGCAUCUUCAGGGUUCCAGGUGACAUAGAUGAGGUCAACGCCCUCAAGCUGCAGGUGGACCAAUGGAAGAUCCCCACGGAUCUGGAGGAUCCUCACAUCCCAGCAUCUCUGUUGAAGUUUUGGUACAGAGAGUUGGAGGAGCCGUUGAUUCCGCAUGAGUUCUAUGAGGAGUGUAUCACUCACUAUGAUGACCCUGAGGCUGCAGUCAACGUUGUCAUGGGCCUGCCUCACAUCAACAGACUGGUGCUCUGCUACCUCAUACGCUUUCUACAGGUGUUUGGCCAGCCUACCAACGUGGUGAUAACUAAGAUGGAUGUGAACAACCUGGCCAUGGUGAUGGCUCCCAACUGCCUGCGCUGCCAGUCAGACGACCCACGCAUCAUCUUUGAGAACACGCGUAAAGAGAUGUCCUUCAUCCGCGUGCUCAUCCAGCACCUCGACACCAGCUUUAUGGAUGGCCUGCUAUAGCCCCCCAACUUCAACUGUACCCCGAAACUACCAUACGACAUACGGCGCCUCCCCCCCUGCUAUAGCCCCCCACUUUUCAAAUAUUCUACCCUGAAAAAAACCACACGGGUUGCCCCCCAAUUUCAAAUGUGCCCAUAAAUCCACCAAGGCUCCACCUGCCCCACAGACCCUGUUCUAACCCCCCAACAUCAAUUGGGAUGACCAGGAUACCUCCCAACUCCAACUGCCCUCCAUAUACCCUGCUAUAGCCCCCAAACUACAACUACUGACCCCAAAACCAUCCACACAGGACAGGAUGACCCCCUACCUCCCCGACAGAGCCCCAACCCGGACCCCUGACCUCUAACCUCUACUCCCACCCUACACACAGGGACUUGCGUCUCACACACACUGAUGUACAGGGUUACACACACUCACAUAGACAUACUCUCACAUGUACAUUUACUGACGCGUACACACACACACUCACUUGUAUAGUACACAUCCAUACACACAAUUUCUGAAAUCAGGGUGUCGGACCACAAAUCAGCUCCGGACCCAGAGCUACAGUCAAACUGCCAUCAAAGAAGGUGGAUAAAUGAAGAUGUCCCACUCAGGCUGUUUACCAUUGAUAAAAAUGGUCACAGUUCCGGUCUGCUUAAGGGAUGACAUAGGUACCAAUGUAUUAGCAGCUGAGUCUGGUCUCUUUAGUUCAUUGACUGUAUACGAACCAGAAAAAAGGAGGGCGUGAGAUGUCUCGCUUCCUCUCCUGUCUCUGCUGCCAUGAAGCCUGUCAGUCCAUCUGCACUGUUGUCACCAACCAACUGAUGUCAAUAAAGUUUUUUAUUUAGAUUUUUUUGGACGGUGGGGGCGAAUCCAGGUCAGGUACUAGAGGGGAUCAUCGCAGCACUGCCAAUCAACCGUGACUGUUGCAACCAGAAGUGAUAGACACCCCUACAGCCCUUACCACCCAUCCGCCUAGUACAUAGGCCCUUCUGCCCCACUCACCCCUCUGACCACCCAGACAACCACACAACCUCUACCCCUAGAGCCCCUCACUAUCUACCCCCAACACAUCCUCAAGAUGGCGCACACCACUAUACUCUCAUACUGAUAUGAUUUCUGAAUGUCUAAAUUAAGAUCUGUCCACCUCUGUCUGUCUGUCUGUCUGUCUGUCUGUCUGUC